GCCAGUGGGACCAGAGGGUGGCUCGGCAGGCAGGCGGCAGCAGUGCCCUCGGUUCUUCAGCAUGGCCCCCUCGGCCUGGGCCUUCUGCUGGCUGCUGGGGGGUCUCCUGCCCCAUGGGGGUAGCUCCAGCCCCAGCCUGGGCCUCAGCGUGCCCCGCCUGCGGCUCUCCUACGAAGACCUCCUUUCUGCCAACCGUUCUGCCGUCUUUCUGGGCCCCCGGGGCUCCCUGAACCUCCAGGCCAUGUACCUAGAUGAGUACCGGGAACGCCUCUUUCUGGGGGGCCUGGACGCCGUCUACUCUCUGCGGCUGAACCAGGCAUGGCCAGACCCCCAGGAGGUCCUGUGGCCACCGCAGCCAGGACAGAGGGAGGAGUGUGCUCGCAGUGGAAAAGAUCCCCUGACAGAGUGUGCCAACUUCGUGCGGGUGCUGCAGCCUCACAACCGGACCCACCUGCUGGCCUGUGGCACCGGAGCCUUCCAGCCCGUCUGCACCCUCAUCUCAGUGGGUUACCGUGGGGAGCAUGUGCUCCACCUAGAGCCGGGCAGUGUGGAAAGUGGCCGGGGCCGAUGCCCUUACGACCCCAACCAUCCCUUCGCCAGCACCUUCGUAGGCAGGGAGCAGUACACGGGUCUCACCGUUGACUUCCUGGGGCAAGAGCCCACGAUCUUCCGAAGUGGCGGUCCUCGGCCGGCCCUGAGUUCCAACCCUGACCAGAGCCUCUUGCACGAUCCCCGGUUUGUGAUGGCUGCCCGGAUCCCUGAGAACUCUGACCACGACAAUGACAAGGUGUACUUCUUCUUCACGGAGACUGUCCCCUCGCUCGAUGGUGACUCAAGCCACGUCACUGUGAGCCGCGUGGGCCGCGUCUGCGUGAAUGACGUCGGGGGCCAGCGGGUGCUGGUGAACAGAUGGAGCACUUUCCUGAAGGCCAGGCUGGUCUGCUCGGUGCCUGGCCCUGGCAGUGCCGAGACCCACUUUGACCAGCUGGAGGACGUGUUCCUGCUGUGGCCCAAGCCUGGGAAGAGCCUCGAGGUGUAUGCGCUGUUCAGCACCAUCAGUGCCGUGUUCCAGGGCUUCGCCAUCUGUGUGUACCACAUGGCAGACAUCUGGGAGGUCUUCAACGGGCCCUUUGCCCACCAAGAUGGACCUCAAUACCAGUGGAGGCCCUAUGAGGGCAAGGUGCCCUUUCCCCGCCCCGGCGUGUGCCCCAGCAAGAUGACCUCGCGACCAGGACGGUCUUUUGGCAGCACCAGGGACUACCCGGAUGAGGUGCUGCGGUUCACCCGGGCCCACCCCGUCAUGUUCCGGCCUGUGCGGCCUCGGCUUGGCCGCCCUGUCCUUGUCAAGACCCACCUGGCCCAGAAGCUGCAUCAGAUUGCGGUGGACCGCGUGGAGGCAGAGGAUGGAAGCUAUGAUGUCAUCUUCCUGGGGACUGACUCAGGCUCCGUGCUCAAAGUCAUUGCCCUCCAGGAAGGGGCCUCAGCUAAACCUGAGGAGGUGGUUCUGGAGGAGCUCCAGGUGUUUAAGGUGCCAACACCCAUCACUGAAAUGGAGAUCUCUGUCAAAAGGCAAAUGCUCUACUGUGGUUCUCGGCUGGGCGUGGCCCAGCUGCGGCUGCACCAGUGUGAGACUUAUGGCACUGCCUGUGUGGAGUGCUGCCUGGCCCGGGACCCAUAUUGUGCCUGGGACGGUGCCUCCUGUACCCACUACCACCCUAACCUUGGCAAGCGCCGGUCCCGCCGCCAGGACAUCCGACACGGUAACCCUGCCCUGCAGUGCCUGGACCAGAGCCAGGAAGAGGAGGCGGUGGGACUUGUGGCAGCCACCACGGUCUACGGCACGGAGCACAACAGCACCUUCCUGGAGUGCUUGCCCAAGUUUCCCCAGGCUGCUGUGCGCUGGCUCUUGCAGAGGCCGGGGGAUGAGGGGCCUGACCAGGUAAAGACGGAUGAGCGAGUCUUGCACACGGAGCGGGGGCUGCUGUUCCGCAGGCUCAGCCGUUUCGAUACGGGCAUCUACACCUGCACCAGUCUGGAGCAUGGCUUCUCCCAGACUGUGGUCCGCCUGGCUCUGGUGGUGAUUGUGGCCUCACAGCUAGACAGCCUAUUCCCUCCGGAGCCAAGGCCAGAGGAGCCCCCAGCCCGUGGAGGCCUGGCCUCUGCCCCACCCAAGGCCUGGUACAAGGACAUCCUGCAGCUCACCAGCUUCGCCAACCUGCCCCAGGUGGAUGAGUACUGUGGGCGUGUGUGGUGCAGGGGCACUGUGGAAUGCUCGGGGUCCUUCCGGAGCCGGAGCCAGGGCAAGCAGGCCAAGGGCAAGAGCUGGGCAAAGCUGGAGCUGGGCAAGAGGUUGAAGAGCCGGGUGCAGGCUGAGCACAAUCGGACGCCCCGGGAGGUGGAGGCCACGUAGAAGAGGGCAGAGGACGGGUGGUCAGGAUGGACUGGGGGGGCCCCUAGCAGCCCCCAGUAUCUCCCACCCACCCAGCUAGGGCAGAGGGGGUCAGGACGUCUGUUUGCCUCUUAGAGAUGGGUGUCUCUGUCCCCACAGUGCUACUGGGUCACCUACAGAGAAGACUAGGGCCUGAUGGAGGGGCCGAGGCCGGGUCCCUGUCCCUCCCUGUGCUCUCAGACCUGGCAGGAGCUGGCACCCUCUGGCCACUGGCAACCCCAAGGGAUCUGCCAUUUGUUCUCAGAGAUGGCCUGGCUUCCGAAGCACAUUUCCGGGUGUGCCCAGAGGCAAGAGGGUUGGGUGGUUCUUUCCCAGCCUACAGAACAAUGGCCAUUCUGAGUGACCCUCAGAGUGGGUGUGUGGGUGGGUCUAGCGGGUGUCCCAGUAGGGGGCCCUUGGGGAGCCAGAGGAGGAUGGAAGUGGCCUCUAAGCCACUAGCACCCCUUAAGAAGAGCCUACCUGACUGACCUGGGGAGGGAACAUGGGGGUUCUGGGGAGGUAGAGCAGCAAUGCACCUCCCCUCCUGUGGUGCUGUGAUAUCUUGGUGGCUCCCUGCCACUGCCCACCACCUCUUCUCCAUCUGAGAAUCAUGGAGAGGCAUAGAGAAUCUAGAGGCAUAGACUGCUAGAGCCUCCGGGAUCUGGGGUGGUCAGGGCUCAGGCCUCACUUUGUAAACCAGGUGGGGCAUCUCACAGCCUGACUUCCCUUCCCCAGGCCAGGGUUGCCCGGACGCCUGCCCCUCCUGUGAGGACCCCCUCCCCACCGUCAGGCCAACCAUGCCCAUGAUCGGGGAGGGGUGGGUUCUGGGGCAUUGUUGCCCCUCCUGUCUGUGGACUAGAGGGAGGGCGGGGGAGCUGGGGAAGUGUGUGGGCGGGAGGAGUGGGCUGUCUUUCCCGGGGCGACACAAGUGCACCCUAGCCCUGGAGUCUGGGAAUGUGGAGGCUCUGUGAGCCCUGCAGUCCUCAGAAUCAGGGCCAGGCAUGCAGACCAUGGAGAGCGGCUGUGGAGAUGGGAGAGGGCAGGAGACCCUUAGGAUGGGCUGUGGGACCCAGGCAGGAGCAAGUGUCCACAAGGACUCAAGGUGGCAUCAAUUAGCUCAGAGGCCACCAGGAAGACCCAGCGUUUCUCUGGACAUUCAUGCCCACUCAUGGGCAUGGACAGCCUGAUAGUGGGGAGGGGGUCCUCUCAGGAGGGACUGGCAUCCCAGCAGGGGCAGGCUGGGGGAAGGGAAGUCAGGCUGUGAGAUCCCCCACCUGGUUUACAACGCAAGGCCUGAGCCCUACCCGGAGGCUGUAGCAGUUUAUGCCUCUUCUGAGCUAACCAGGAAGACCUGGAAUCUCAGUUUUGUGCUAAAUGGAUUUAGGAAGACUGCUUUUCUUUUAAGGGGGAACCAAGGUAGAGGAAAAAAGCGAAGACGCAUUGCCGAUUCUUGGGGGUGAACUCGGAUGGCAAGGACGCGUUCUGCCUGGGCGUGCAGGGGAGGUGUUUUGCCAUCAGCAGUUUCUCAGGCUGGGAGCACAGAGGGGAGGAGGAGGACUCAGUGAAAAGUUGUUCCCGGCCUGCACGGGAACACAUUCAUGACGCACAAAACUGACUGGAAGGAGCUGAGAGCGCUGGGUUUGAGAUUCCCUCCAUUAAAACAACCAAGACAAAGAAAGGAGGGGAAAAAUAAAAGAUGAAAAGCAAGACAGGCUUCCUGCCCCACUGAAACUCAAACCCAAACUGCCUUGGGUUUUACCUCCCCCCUACCCCUGGCACCUCCAGAGAACUGAGACCUGACAUAGCUCCCGCUUUUCUCCUUUGACUGGUAGUAAGUGAACCAGAAGCACCGAGAUUAACCUAACAUCCUGAGAAGCCUUCCUGCCUGCGGUGCUGUCUGCCGGGAGGUCAGCUGGUUAAGGCAGAGGAGGAGAGGAGGAAAUGAUAGAGGCUGAAGAACAGAAGGCAGGGGAGACAGACGGGAUUAAAGAGGGAGGAGAGAAUGCGGAGCUCCUGGAAAGGGUGUCAGAGCUGCAGCCAGCUUUGCCUUCUACCCUAGGGAGGCCAGAAAGAAUCAGCCAGUCCUCCGGGGCCUUUAGGCUGGACCCCGGCUUGGCAGGCUCUAGGCAGGGUCCUCUGAGAAGUUACCCCAGAAAAUGAAGAGAAGAGGAGCACAAGAUCCUCAACAGCUAACACUUGCACUUGGAAAAAGUGAACAGCUUCUGCCAACCCACUCCACCCAUGGUACUGUACCCUACUAACUCCUGGAAAAGCCUGUAUGUGCGAAUUCUGUUUUUGUAUUUGUAUGUUGAGAUGGGCCUUGUGGUUUCUCUGUCCUCAGAGCACAUUUCUUGUGAUUACUAUUGUUAUUUUUAUUAUUAUGCCUGCCCCUGAGCUCUGGUUGAGAAAAACUGAAUUUAUAAGGAAAGGGAUGAAGUUAAAAUUUACAUCACAUAAUUAUAUCAUUACUGUGUGUCUGUG
This is a messenger RNA of Saimiri boliviensis boliviensis (Bolivian squirrel monkey), 4909 nucleotides long. It is a transcript of the gene SEMA3G, whose product is annotated as semaphorin 3G. Lineage: Eukaryota; Metazoa; Chordata; Mammalia; Primates; Cebidae. Gene Ontology annotation, biological process: positive regulation of cell migration; neural crest cell migration; axon guidance. Gene Ontology annotation, cellular component: plasma membrane. Gene Ontology annotation, molecular function: chemorepellent activity; semaphorin receptor binding. The record is from RefSeq and is a predicted model, not a curated record.